Molecule: messenger RNA, 1410 nt
Organism: Leptosia nina
Lineage: Eukaryota; Metazoa; Arthropoda; Insecta; Lepidoptera; Pieridae
Source: the annotation of a GenBank genome assembly
AUGUAUCGUUUAAACUGCAGUACAAUAAUAUCACAAUUGAAGCGAAGACUUCAAUAUGCCUGUGACAUGAGUAAUCUGCAUGGCAUAAAGAACAUCUUUUCAUCACAAGAAAUUUCCUGGCCAAAAAGAAUAUUCUGGCUCGGAAUAUUAUCGGCGUGUUGUUUCGGCGCUGCUUCAGUUUUAAGAUCAUCCCUUAGGCUUCUUAGCUCAGAUGUGGUGUCAUAUUCAGUGGAUACGAACUAUUUGGACUGGGAUACACCGUUUCCUGCUGUGACAGUUUGCGAACAGAGCGAUACUAAUAGGAUUAAGUCGUACUUAAAGAAGUCCGAUCUACCGCUGUCCCUCUCGAAUUUCUUCAAGGAGGUAUCAUUCUGGAACAUGAAGUGCUGCCGCACCUGCACUUGGUGUGAGCUCAAUAAAACGUGUGUGGAGAAUUUUGUGGAGGAUGUCAUGAAGAUCCGAUUAAACUGUUCAGAAUUGCUUUCCGAUUGCUGGUUGGGUGGAAAACAUUUUCGUUGUUGUGAGAGAUUCAAACCAAUGGACACUGAGUACGGUGUCUGCUUUGUAUUUAACUCUGCUUUACACGAGUCUCCUGUAUUUACGGUAAAUCAGAAAAUUGGUAAUCCAAGCUUAUUGUUUACGACAGUAGAUUCAAGUAUGAUAAGAAUUCACGCUUCAGAAGAAAUAGUCUCGAUAGAUAUGGACAACAUAUUGGGGCGAACUAAUAUUUUACCCAUAAUGGCCAAUUUAGAAGCGAUUUUAAAGGUGGAACAAACUGUGAACGAUGUAUCAGUGAUGUCGAUAUCAAAGAAAAUACGAAACUGUUUAUUUACGGAUGAACAGCCACCGUUUGUGAAAAAGUGGCCGUUCAAAAAAUACAGUCAUAGCGCCUGUGUUUUGUAUUGCAGAGCAUUGAGCCAAUAUAGCCUUUGCAACUGUACGCAUCAUUUUAUGAGUAACUUGGCCAAACUGCCAAGUUGCGGUGUUCAUGGUUUGGCGUGUCUGAGCAUAAAUAAAGAUGAAAUAUUAAAAAUGAACUGCACUUGCCCUAUGCGCUGUGAAGAGACAUCGUAUAAAGUCACCCACGUCUUUUAUAAUCGUUCCAGUAAGUCAGCGGACAAUGUAAUUCGCUCGUCAAGAAGUGUUGUCAGGCUUGCUCAGUUGCCCACAAUAAGGAUAAGGCGAUUCGCUUUGCGGGAUAAUCUUGGGCUUGUUGAUAUCACAUGUGACGAGGCACAAUGCGCGUCUCCUUGUGAGAACUCGGCCCCGCCCCCAUAUUGCCCGAAAACUAUGCCCGACUGCCCGACGGAAUGUGUGUGCAUGCCGCUAUGUCAACAACCCACUAUAUUGUGCUUCCAGAUGAAAUUCUGUCAGAAGAAGAAGUGGUUCUUACGUUCUAAAUUACUUUAA